UUGGGUGAAAGAGGAGAAGGAGGAGCUGACUGAAUGGAGGACAGCUUUAUUUGACAGAUCGAAGAGGACUCACACAGAGGAGUGAGCAGCGAUGGAGCUCAUAAUGUUAUCUGGAGGUAUUCUGGUUGUUCCCGUCCUCGCCUUCAUCACCUCCUUCCUCUUCUGGCCUGGAACGCUCCUGAAAGCCUACAACUGGUACUGGCGUCGCAGGCUGGGGCUGGAGGUCGGCUACUCUCACAGUGGAAGUUACCGCUUCUGCUAUUCCAGCCGCGGGACGCCAGGGGGCGCCACGCCGUCACUGCUGCUGCUGCACGGCUUCUCUGCCACAAAGGACAUGUGGCUGCCUGUCGUCAAGUAUCUCCCCAGAAACCAACAUGUGGUGUGUGUGGACAUGCCAGGGCACGAGGGGACGAGUCGCACCGGGGCAGAGGACUACUGCAUUCAGGGCCAGGUCGCCCGAAUCCACCAGUUUGUGAAGAGUAUCGGUUUGAAUAAAAGACCCUUCCACCUGGUCGGGACAUCGAUGGGUGGGAACGUCGCUGGAGUUUACGCUGCUCAUCACCCUGCUGACCUGUGCAGCGCCACCUUGAUUUGCCCGGCAGGUCUGGUUUAUCCCACAGACUCUGAGUUCAUCAGUCAUCUGAGGGAGUUGGAGAAGACUGAGAUGAAGGACUCGAUCCCUCUGAUCCCCACCACCCAUCAGGAGCUGGAGGACAUGCUGAAACUCUGCUGCUACACCCCCCUCAACCUCCCCCGGCAGGUCCUGCGAGGUCUCCUUGCCAACAGGAUGCCCAACAAUGGUUUCUAUAAAGAAGUAUUCAUGGAGAUUGUCGGGGAGAAGUCUCGUCACUCGCUGCAGGAAAACUUACACCUGAUCACAACACCUGUGCAGGUCAUCUGGGGGAAGGAAGACCAGGUGGUGGACGUGUCGGGGGCGGCAGUGCUGAAGACGUCGCUCCCGAACUGCCAGGUGGAGGUUCUGGACAACUGUGGUCACUCUGUGGCGUUGGAGCGUCCCAGGAAAGCUGCUAACCUCAUCAUGGACUUCCUGUCUGCGCAGGAAGUCAACGGCGAAAACGCAAAGAAACUUUCCUGAAGAAACUUUUGAACCUCUCACGAUGGAUGAUGAAGGCGAUUAUACUCUUUUAUAGUUCAAUAGAAGAGUUUUCUACAGUAACAAUUUACAUGUGUGAAACUUAAAUUAAAGCACAGAAAUGGGACAGACUCAGACUGUCAGAUAUUCCUGAAGUUUUUACAGACGCAGCUCCAUGCAGGAGGAGUCGUCUCUGUUUUAAAAGUUAAUGUUGAAUUGAAAACAUUCCACGUUCGGAUUUUGCACAUUUCACUUUCAUAAAAAAACUGUAUUUCCGUCUGUUGUUUCAUGUGAAUGGCAGGUGUUUGUUUUUGUGUUGAGUCUCCUGCUGUGAACCAACUGAUUAUUUAACCUCAUAUAAACACUUUCAGAUUGAGAUUCAGAAUGAGAAAUGUACUGUAAGUGAAAGAGUUGUCGGAUUUAUUUUACUUUACUAAAAAAGAGUUUGAUAAAUGAGGUGAUUUGAUAAUUCCAGCUCCUGUACAAAGAGUGUUUCUGGACUACAGAAAUAAAUCUUAUGAAGAAACUGA
Molecule: messenger RNA, 1623 nt
Organism: Morone saxatilis (striped sea-bass)
Lineage: Eukaryota; Metazoa; Chordata; Actinopteri; Moronidae
Product: monoacylglycerol lipase abhd6-A-like
Exons: 9
Coding region: 92-1096 (334 amino acids)
Source: RefSeq, a predicted model, not a curated record